Gryllus bimaculatus (two-spotted cricket) is the source of this 606-nucleotide messenger RNA. NCBI's taxonomy places the organism in Eukaryota, Metazoa, Arthropoda, Insecta, Orthoptera, Gryllidae. The record is from the annotation of a GenBank genome assembly.
AUGUCAUUGACAGCGCAACUCUCAGCGCACUCGUCGAGCUUCGCUCGAUCGACGAAAACAAGUGAACGUGCAGUCGCGCAAUAUCGGGCGAAGCUCGCUGGAACAUCCGAGCGGCGGUACGUUAUGGCGGUGUCUAGGGCUGGUAGAGUUGCAAUUUUGUUGGGACAAUGUGUGCCUUGUGUGAAGAAGGAUGCUUCCAAAAUUCGUGUGAAACAACUGGAAUUGGACAAAAAUUUACUAAUGUAUUUUAGGAAGGACUCUUACGUAUAUGCCCAUGAUCCGCAGAAGGUGUGCAAGACCGGUGAUGUAGUUCUAGUGCAAGAACUCCCAGAGAAGCUCACGACUUUAAUUUCACACAAAGUAUUAAGAGUAGUAUAUCCUCUUGGGGAUAUUACAGAUCCAAUUACAGGAAAGAAAGUUGUUGGAAGUAGAUUUCGCGAAGACAUCGAGGAAGUUAAUAAGUUAUAUGGUGAAGAAGAGACUCGGUUUAAAUACGAUGAUGCUCCUGAAAGAGGCUGGCAAGAAGAUAAAAAGGACUUCACCCAUAGAGAAAGCUAUAUUAAAUACCACGAAUUUCCGGAUGAUGAUCAACCUUAUGCAGUGUAA